CCAACCAAAAGGAGAAAAUACAAAAAAGCUCGAGCUUCACGCUAUUGUCGAUGUAUUCAAACAGUACUUCGAGGAAGCAGUAUUGGGUAUUUCUGGACCAUUUCAAGGAAGCAGUAGUGGGUAUUUCUGGACCAUUUCAACUCUGCUUAUGAGGGUCUUCCCUCAUCUGUGAAAAUCUGAAAGUAUUGCAGGACACAGCAUUGCUUGUAUAUGGAAUAAGCACAAGUCACAGAUCAAUCUGCUCACAGCGUCAAAUGCAAUUCUUUAACUCUCAAGAUUUAAUGGAGCAUGAAACAGAUGGAGACGUUUCAAGUGCACCUUCUGGUGAGCAUGAACCAGAAUUGCUUAAUGCACGCGAAGACUUGUAUGAUGGUAUGAUUGUUGAGCUUGACAAUUCACCUUCAGAUGUGGCUCGGUUUGUUUCUUCACUUAAGGCAUCAUUAGUUGAAUGGGAAAAAAAGGGAAAGAAAGGAGUGUGGAUAAAAGUGCCAAUAGCAAAAACAAACCUCGUUCCUGCAUUAAUUGAGGAGGAGUUUUGGUAUCAUCAUGCAGAACGCACAUACGUAAUGCUGGUGUACUGGAUCCCUAAAAGUCCUUGCACACUUCCUGCUAAUGCUUCACAUCAAGUAGGAGUUUGUGCUUUUGUCAUGAAUGAUAACGGAGAGGUGCUUGUAGUACAGGAGAAAAAUGGCGCAUAUAGAGGCUCAGGGAUAUGGAAGAUGCCAACAGGAUUGCUUGUCCAGGGGGAAGAUAUCUUCAACGGAGUCGUGAGAGAAGUUAAGGAAGAGACAGGGAUUGAUGCUAAAUUUUUGGAAGUUGCAGUACUCAGGCAUUUCCACAAUGCACCAUUUAAUAAGUCUGACUUAAAUCUUAUAUGCAUUUUGCAACCACUUUCUUUUGUCAUAAAGAUACAAGAAACAGAAAUUGAAGCAGCGAAGUGGAUGCCAUUCAAGGAAUUUGCAGCUCAACCAAAGUAUCGGGAAAGUGAACUGUACAAAAAGAUUUUUGAUGUGUGCAUCGCAAGCUUCGAGAAACGGUACAAGGGAUUUUCUGAAAUUCAAAUAGCAUCUGCUUCCAGUGGGCCUCAAACUGUACUUUAUUAUAAUGUUCAAGAUAUGAAUGACUUCAAUCAAUCAAAUGGUGUAAAUAUCUGAAAUCAAAGCAAACGAAUAGAAAGAGCAAUGAUAAUGAUGCUGUAUCUGCUAUGGUCAAUUUGCACUUGCAACAAUGGUGCUGUCUCUGAAUAAUGCCUUCAAACUAUGCAACUGAAAUAUGCCAAGAGCUUGAUGCUCUACGAGCAGAUCCAAUAAAAGAUACACAGAAAUAAAGGUUUCCAAAUUGAUGAUUGAUAGAAUGGAUUGGAUAUCCAUUAUAUAUCUUGUAAACUUGGAUGUAACAUCCUUUGGUGGUGAAGAGACAUAUCCCCUUAAUCGCCUCUUGUCAUAAAUAAUGAUUAAUGCUUCUAAAUCUCACCGGUUAAGUGUUCUAAUUGUUAUUAUUGUUUGUAAUUACUUCCUUAAUCGUUUCACUCAAAGAAUUAUACAGAUUAGUCUAUUAUGCAAAUCGCACCCCUUUAUAGGAAAUCAAGUUGUUAAUCGAUGGUGGCUUGUUAAGGUUUUUAAUCAAACUGUUGAUUAUUUAUUUUCAAACCUUAAUCGGAUCUUUAACCCUGGACCAGCAAUGGUGGUAGUGAGAAAAUCGUAUAUCUUUUUAUGUCUUAUUCCUGAAAGUACUUUGUCUGAAACCGUAUGACAGCGAUGGCAAGGAAUGGAUAUAUGUAUGGUCGAUGAGGCAUUGAUAUAGGCAUUGAUAUGUGCUGCCUUCAUUAUAAAGAGGGAUUUAUAUAGGAGAUCUUCAUCACUACUUGUGUAUCCUUAGUAUUCUGAGUACUGCUUCAGUAUGGAUCUUAUUUGACAUCAUGUACUUGGUGUGUUGCAUGCUCAUGAAGCCUUUCUCCCUUGAUGAAUGGAUACAUAUUGCCUUGCUUGUCUUCAUUA
Messenger RNA from Cryptomeria japonica (Japanese cedar), 1997 nucleotides. RefSeq names its product nudix hydrolase 8. Gene Ontology annotation, molecular function: NADH pyrophosphatase activity; NAD binding; ADP-ribose diphosphatase activity. NCBI's taxonomy places the organism in Eukaryota, Viridiplantae, Streptophyta, Pinopsida, Cupressales, Cupressaceae. Bases 255 to 1154 code for a protein of 299 amino acids. The transcript is spliced from 10 exons. The record is from RefSeq and is a predicted model, not a curated record.